Messenger RNA from Anopheles coustani, 1790 nucleotides. It is a transcript of the gene CSN3, whose product is annotated as COP9 signalosome complex subunit 3. The coding region runs from base 335 to 1633 and encodes 432 amino acids. The transcript has 7 exons. The record is from RefSeq and is a predicted model, not a curated record. Gene Ontology annotation, biological process: ubiquitin-dependent protein catabolic process. Lineage: Eukaryota; Metazoa; Arthropoda; Insecta; Diptera; Culicidae. Gene Ontology annotation, cellular component: COP9 signalosome.
UUUAUGACGGUGUGCUAUUAUACAAGUUGCAAAAUUAGUGGUGCGAAUUCUUUCCGGCGUGAUAUUUUCGUGCUGGAAAGACAUUUCCUGGCUCUCCGGUUGAUUCGCCGUGCCCUGAGGCCAGCAGUGCCAGCGAUAAAUCCAAGGCCGACCUGAGAUAACAAAUCCAUCUCGAGAAAACCGCUCCAUUCCUGCAGCAGGCAUCAAAACAAUCGGUUAGCAUAGGUUUCCUUCGCAGUGAGUCUGUUUAGUUCGGAAAAGAAGUCCGAUCCAAGGAUCGCCAUAGCCCUUUGCCGUCGUUGUCGCUGUCGUAGGUCCACAAAGCUAGUAAACAAUGGCCUCACCGUUAGAGCAUUUUGUUAACCAUGUCCGUGCACAAAGUAGCGCAGGAAAUUUUCGCGAACUGGCAGAAUAUUUAGUCGAGUCGAGCGAGCUGGUCACAAAGAACGGCAACAUCUUGGACAACGUCCUGGAAACGUUAGACGUGCAACAGCACUCGCUCGGAGUGUUGUUUGUGCUAGCAGCCAAAUUUAACGAUUCGAGUAAUGUAGACGAAACAGAGAACGUCCUGCGAAGCGUACGGGAAUUUAUCACGCUUUGUAAUGGCGAGCAGGUUCGACAUGCACCACAAGUUUACUAUGAGCUCUGCCAUCACCUCACGAACGCGUUGGUGAAAACCAAACAGCACAUCAUCCAGGGCAUCCACGUGCUGGCGCAGGCGGUCGAAAAGAUCCGCCUGUUCAACAGCCAGCUCACGCCUAUCCAUGCCGACCUCUGCCAGCUGUGCCUGUGCGCGAAGGUGUUCAAUCCGGCGAUACGGGUGCUGGACAUCGACAUCACCGCGAUCGCCACCACCGACGACAACAAUGCGGACACGAAGUACUUCCUACUGUACUACUACUACGGUGGCAUGAUCUACGCCGCGGUCAAAAACUACGAGCGGGCGCUGUACUUUUUCGAGGUGGCCGUCUCGACGCCCGCCCUGGCGAUGUCGCACAUUAUGCUCGAGUCGUACAAGAAGUACAUCCUGGUGGCGCUCAUCCUGCACGGCAAGGUGCUCCCGAUACCGAAGUACUCGUCGCAGGUGAUCACACGGUUUAUGAAGCCGCUGAGCCAUGCGUACCACGACCUUUCUACCGCUUACAAUACCUCGUCUAGCGACGAGGUGCGCAACGUGGUCAACAAGUUUCGCGACGUGUUUCUGCGCGACACCAACAUGGGCCUGGUGAAGCAGGUGGUCGCCUCGCUGUACAAGAAGAACAUACAGCGGCUGACGAAAACCUUCCUCACGCUCUCGUUGGCGGACGUGGCCAGCCGGGUGCAGCUCAGUGGACCGGCCGAGGCGGAAAAGUAUAUUCUCAAUAUGAUCAAAUCGGGAGAAAUCUUUGCCAGCAUCAACCAGAAGGACGGUAUGGUCGUGUUUAAGGAUGACCCGGAACAGUACAAUAAUCAGGAGAUGUUCGACAAGGUGCAGGCAGAGAUUGGUUCUGUGAUGGAGCUGAACAAGCAGGUCCUUAAGAUGGACGAGGAAAUAAUGCUCAACCCAGUGUUUGUUAAAAAAUCGUUCGGCAAUCAAGAAGACGACGGUAUCGGCUGUACUUCGAAAGCAUUCAGCGGUGAUCCAACUGAGUAAAUUUGUUAACGUUUGAAAAAGAAACAAAAUCAAAGAGCGAUACUAGAGGAAAGAUGUAAAACAACGGUAUAAGAAAAACGCGGACAAACAAAAAAAAAAAAAAACAGAAGAAGCAAAGGACUCGUGCGCAUCCCAUCGAAUUGAACAGAUAUCUCAG